GGCGCUGCUGCCGCUGCCGAGGAGGAGGAGGUCCCUGGCGGUCAAGAUGCCCAUUCUGAAGAGUCUAGGGGUGACAGACUCUAAGGUGUCCCGGGCAGGGACGCUGCCCCUGAGGUCCUCCCGGAACCCCUUUGAGGAAGUUCCAGGACUGGAAGAAGAGGAGGUUGGGGAGCUGGGGUCCCUGCCCAAUGGAACAUCUUGUCGCCGCCGGGCCACCCUGGAGAAGCUGGCCGGCCUGGCUCCCUUCCGGCUGGGCUGGAGCCCUGGGCGGCGGGCGGGCAGCCCCGGAGAUGGGCAGCCGCGCUCUUUCCUGGGCCGAGUGCUGACGCCGGGGACACGCAGGAGCUCGGCGGACUUUGGCCUCCUGGCCAGGCUUCAGGGGACCCGAGCCCAGGGCGACGAGGAGGUGGCCGGAGAGGCCGCCCGGAGACUGGCCUUCCUGAGGCUGGGACGUGGGCCCAAGCCCCGCCGGGCGUCACUGGCUGAGAGGGUGGUGCCCGCAGGCGAGGCAGCUCCCGAGCCCCCGCCCAAGGUCCCUGAGCCCCCGAAGAUGAAAGAGCCUCUGUCAGUGCUGGAGAUCCUGAGCCUGAUCCAGCAGCGCGAGCUCGCGCGAGCCGACGAGCACAUCUUGGAGCUGGAGGCCGAGGAGCUGGCGACGUCGGGGGGCGGCGCGCCGGGACCGCCCAGGGCCGAGGGCGCGGGCGCGGGCCGCCGGGCGCGGGACGUGGCGCUGCUGUACGAGGCCCUGCAGCGCGAGCUGUGGGCGCUGGUGCGCGAGACGCUGGCGGGCCCCGGGCCGGGCGCGGGCGCCGGGCCGGGCGCCGUGGCGCAGCUGGGCCAGGUGCUGCUGCAGGAGGAGGCCGCCGACGGGCGCCGGGGGCCCGGGGCCGCGCGCAAGCUGCGCGCCCGCUGGGCCGAGGCGGUGGCGCGCGCGGCGCGGGAGCGCCUGGAGGCGGCGGCGCCCGGGGGCCCCGGGGGCCUGGCGGGGCAGCUGGAGGCGCUGCGGGCGCGGCUGCUGGAGGACAUGGGCACGGUGCGGGGCCGCCUGGCGCCCGCCUACCCCGCCGGCCUGGGCGCCUUCGGCGUCUACCUGCGCGCCUACCACGGCGCGCUGGCCGACUGGCUGGGGGCCGCCGCCCGCCGGAGGCUGCCGCUGGCCGACCGCUACGCGCUGCUUCACUGGCACAACCAGGUGUACCCCAGAGAGGUCCUAGGGCUGGUGGACCUGGUGGCCCUGGAGAACGGAGAGCUGGGGCCCCUUCUGUCCCCUGGCACCCUGCGGGGCUUGGAGGAUGAGUGUGUCACCGACGUUAAGGCUCAGACCCGGGCAGCGCUGCUUCGCGUCCUGCAGGAGAAUGAGGAGCACUGGGGGAGCACGGAGGAUCGGCCCAGCAGCCUGGCGCAGGACGUGUGUGAGCUGCUGGAGGAGCACACGGAACGAGCACCCCGCAUCAGCCAGGAGUUUGGGGAGCGGAUGGCCCACUGCUGCCUGGGGGGGCUGGCAGAAUUCCUGCAGAGCUUCCAGCAGCGGGUGGAGCGAUUCCACGAGAAUCCAGCGGUUCGGGAGCUGCUCCCAGAGACCUACGUCAGCAGGACCAUCUCCCUGGUCAACUGCGGGCCCCCCCUGAGGGCUCUGGCAGAGCGCCUGGCCCGGGUGGGGCCCCCCGAAAGCGAGCCAGCCCGGGAAGCAGCAGCCAGCGCUCUGGACCGCGUGACCCGGCUCUGCCACCGUGUCCUGGCUGACCUGCUUUUCCAAGAGCUGCAGCCCCACUUCAACAAGCUGAUGCGCAGGAAGUGGCUGAACAGCCCGGAGGCCCUGGAUGGCAUCGUGGGCACGCUGGGCGCUCAGGCCCUGGCACUGCGGAGGAUGCAGGAUGAGCCUUACCAGGCGCUGGUGGCCGAGCUGCACCGGCGGGCGCUGGUGGAGUACGUGCGGCCCCUGCUCCGCGGACGCCUGCGCUGUCGCUCCGCGCGGACCCGCAGCCGCGUGGCCGGGAGGCUCCGGGAGGACGCGGCUCAGCUGCAGAGGCUCUUCAGGCGGCUGGAGUCCCAGGCCUCGUGGCUGGACGCCGUGGUCCCCCAUUUGGCCGAAGUCCUGCAGCUGGAAGACACGCCCAGCAUCCAGGUGGAGGUGGGGGUGCUGGUGCGGGACUACCCGGACAUCAGGCGGAAGCACGUGGCGGCCCUCCUCGACAUCCGCGGCCUGCACAACGCCGCCGCCCGCCAGGAGAUCCUGGACGUGGCCCGGGACCUGGAACUGUCUGAGGGGGGAGCCCUGGCCCCCCCUCGGGACCGCGCCUUCUUCUCAGACAUCUCCGUGCCCCGCCCACCCUUCUGCCUCAGCCUCCCUCUCUUCGUGGGCCGCCUUCCCCUCUCCCGGCUGGCGCGGCCCGGCCUGGCCUGUCUGCCCCGGCUGCGGCCUCCGUCUCUCUCACGGCCCCCCUCCCAACGCUGAGACUCUUCCAGCCCCCCCCCCACCUCGGUGCCCCCCCAUCUUUGCUGCUGACAAACCAUUCUCCUGUACGGCCCCCUCUUGACUCCCUGCCUGAGAACACAGACCACCUAGGAUGGAAAGAUCUUCCGGAACCUUCUGGCUUCCCCCCCCACCCCCGCCACGCUCCCUGUAUGGAAGAGAAAGGGCCGGAAGGAUCAAGGACUCUGCCAAGGCCACCAAGCUCAUGCUCAACACCAGCGCCCAGCCCAGCGGGCGGGGGUGGCGUUUUGGAAGGCUCUAGAGAAGUAUCCCAGCCCCACCCCCCCCUUUUCCCCCUCACCUCAAGGUCUGGCCCCUGUCCAACGUAUUAAGGAAUGUACGAUACUUAGAAUAAAGAGGUUUCUAUUUAACACAA
Messenger RNA from Hyaena hyaena (striped hyena), 2849 nucleotides. RefSeq names its product exocyst complex component 3 like 2 (gene EXOC3L2). The coding region runs from base 47 to 2455 and encodes 802 amino acids. The record is from RefSeq and is a predicted model, not a curated record. Gene Ontology annotation, molecular function: SNARE binding. Lineage: Eukaryota; Metazoa; Chordata; Mammalia; Carnivora; Hyaenidae. The transcript is spliced from 12 exons. Gene Ontology annotation, cellular component: exocyst. Gene Ontology annotation, biological process: exocyst localization; exocytosis.